This is a messenger RNA of Ylistrum balloti, 1755 nucleotides long. RefSeq names its product neuronal acetylcholine receptor subunit alpha-10-like. Gene Ontology annotation, biological process: nervous system process; regulation of membrane potential; signal transduction. The transcript has 6 exons. Gene Ontology annotation, cellular component: postsynaptic membrane; neuron projection; synapse. The coding region runs from base 1 to 1755 and encodes 584 amino acids. Lineage: Eukaryota; Metazoa; Mollusca; Bivalvia; Pectinida; Pectinidae. The record is from RefSeq and is a predicted model, not a curated record. Gene Ontology annotation, molecular function: acetylcholine-gated monoatomic cation-selective channel activity; transmembrane signaling receptor activity.
AUGACGAUCAGAAGCUCGGACCGACCGGACAACCACCGUCGUUCCUACAUCAGAGCCUGUGUAUUCCGUACAGCUUUCACUAAGCCAUCCAUCUAUAAUCUGAUAGUGCAGCCUGAUAAUAGGACAGUUUCGGAGGAGGACACUUCCUGUGCGUCAGCUCCGGAUGUAAACAUGUUUCUAUGCCAACUUUCCGGUAGCUACAGCAAGUUACCCGUUCUGUUCUUUAUUUGUUUAGCCCUGUGUACGGAAUGCUUACCCGACGAGCAAAGAUUGGUGGGAAAACUCUUUAACAAACUGACUUAUGACAACAGCGUCCGUCCCGUGUUCAACUCGUCCGAGAAUGUUGUUGUCGGUUUCGGCUUCAGUCUCAUACAGAUCAUGGACAUGGACGAGAAGAACCAGCUAUUGAUUACAAACGCCUGGCUUCAGCAUACAUGGAUAGAUGAACGAAUAAGCUGGGAUACAAAAGAUUACAAUGGCUUAGAGGUCAUACGACUUCCCGCCAAAAAGUUGUGGCUACCUGAUGUUGUGCUUUAUAAUAACGCUGACGACUAUACAUCUGGAUUUAUGCCUAUCAAUGCUAUGGUAAAAUACAACGGAGAGAUAUUUUGGUCGCCGCCAACACGCCUUAGAAGUUCAUGUAAAGUGGAUAUAACAUAUUUUCCCUUCGACAGUCAGAUAUGCAAACUAAAAUUCGGAUCCUGGACUUACCCAAAGGCUCAGGUGGACUUAGUAAACAUGAGUGGAUUGGUGGACCUUACCACAUAUACAACUAACGGGGAAUGGAUGCUUAAAGAAUAUUUUAUCACGCGCAACGAAAUCGUAUACCCUAUAGGUAACGAUAUAUAUCCUGACGUGACAGUCAUCAUUGUUAUACAGAGAAGAAUCCUCUACUACAUCCUUAAUAUCAUCUUCCCGUGUUUCUGGCUCAAUGUCCUCAGCGUGUUGACGUUCUGUCUUCCGCCAGAUGCCGGAGAGAAAAUCAGUCUUAGCAUUACCGUUCUGCUGUCUUACUCAGUUUUCAUGUUACUUGUGGCGGAAAGCAUGCCUCCAACAUCAGAGUUUGUGCCAUUAAUAGGUAUUUAUCUGACUGUAUCGAUGGCGCUAGCCUCCAUAUCGGUCAUCCUGACAGUGUUUGUCUUGAAGAUUCAUCACUGCGCUCCUCAUCAGCCUCGAGUACCAAAAUGGGUCAGGAGUUUGGUUCUGGACUUCCUAGGUGGUCUCAUGCAGUGUAAGUGCCUUAAAACUCAAAACAAUCUUGGCAGGAGAAGCAGAGGAGGGGAUAUUCAUGGACCGGAAGAAUCAGAAAUACUCUCUAAACUCAUGAAUGAUAUAGCAGCAACCAAAGACAAUAACAGACGGCGCUGUCAACCUAACGAUUCAUACGUGUCUUCUCAAAGUGAGGCUGGUAGUGUCAUAGCCGAUCUUCGAGGUAGCAGUUUCCUUGCAGAUUUGCGCGGGAGUUUGAACAUGUCGAAUAGAAACUCUUACGUCGAUGACCAUAAUGGAAAUAGUGAUGGCGUGACGGACGGAAAAAAGGGAAUCAUGGAGGAUGUCUUGAAAUAUCUCCAGUGUAUGCUGGCCAAAAAUGAUCAGCAAGACCUCGAGGCCGAAGUUCUUGACGAAUGGAAGCAGGUUGCCACAGUAGUCGACAAAGCUUUGCUCUGGACAUUUCUUGGUAUCACGCUUAUUUCGACACUCAUCAUACUCAUCAUCAUUCCAUUAACAACCUAUUCGAUGACUGGCGGCUUGUAG